Molecule: messenger RNA, 1103 nt
Organism: Colletes gigas
Lineage: Eukaryota; Metazoa; Arthropoda; Insecta; Hymenoptera; Colletidae
Product: rhythmically expressed gene 2 protein-like
Exons: 3
Coding region: 143-910 (255 amino acids)
Source: RefSeq, a predicted model, not a curated record
CGAGUUAACAGUGUGAGAAUAAUCAUUUGCUUGUACUCCAGUUGUAAACGUUGCGUUCGCGAGUUCAUCAGACGCAUUUAAUUAUUGGACUGUAUUCCUUUAUAUAGUUUUUUCGAAUUUCAUAGAUAAGGUUUAAUUAAUAAUGAUUAAGUUCGUUCGACCGCGAUUGGUAACGUUCGAUGUCACCGGUACGUUGCUCAUGACGAAACUAGAAGAGCAUUACGUUGAAAUCGGGAGUCAGCACGGCCUGUCGAUCGAUUCGCGCAAAGUAGCGCGAAGCUUCAAAAACAGUUUUCGCAGGCUCAGCCUGGAACAUCCUAUAUAUGGGAAACAUACGGGCAUUGGAUGGAAAAAUUGGUGGCGGAGGAUAGUUUACAAUGUUUUCAAGGAUCAGUGUGGCCAUCUUCCGGAACAUACUUUGGAUAAGGUUGCUAACAGUCUGAUUAAGUGCUAUAGCACGAGCAUGUGCUGGCACAAGUAUCCGGGCACGAUCGAGUUACUGGAAUUUCUGCGGGAGAAGGGCCUGAUAUUAGGCGUGAUAUCGAAUUUCGACGAGAGAUUAGAAGGAAUACUCCUGGACACCAACAUACGAUUUUAUUUUUCAUUCGUUUUAACCUCGUACGGUUAUGGCGUGGAAAAACCAGACGCCUCGAUAUUCAACGAGGCUCUCAGGUUAACAAAGGAAGGGUGCAGUGUCGAUAUAGCUCCCGAGGAAGCGGUACAUAUAGGCGACAACGUCAAGAAUGAUUACAUUGGUGCAAAAACAGCCAAUUGGAAUGCUCUUCUUAUGAGGCACGGUAACGAUAUCAUAAACGAGCACGAAGUUCCUAAAAAGGAUAUUUUUACAAAUUAUCAAGAUUUACAAGCGCAUUUUUCUGCCCUUCUUGAUCGGGACACGAAACACGAAUAAUCAGUUAAAAUUAUUUUAAAAGCUAAUAUUUGUUUCGAUGAAUAUAGUGUAAAUUGUCCAUAAUCGAUUAUGUAUUUUUACUUUAUUUAAAUAUCAGUAGUAAUAAUAAUUAUGCAUUCACUGAUAUUAAUCCAACUAAGGGAAUAUCCACUAUAUGAAUAUUUUAUCUAAUAAUAUGUUAUAAUCCAGUCUG